AGUGUUAAUUUCCACUCAAUGUCAUUUAAUUGGCUGAGAAAAUCUAGAUAAAUUUCUAACCAUGUUGUUUAUUUAACUUUAGCGAUCAAAGUGCAAUUAGAUACGACAUUAAGAAAUUUUAAUUCACUCUUGUUGGACCUUGAACGGAUUAAUAAUGGCAGAAUAUGGUAAAUUCGGCCCUUUGAUCGGAGCUAUAGACGAAGGAACGUCGAGUGCGAGAUUCAUAAUAUUCAAAGCAAAUUCUUGCGAAGUAGUUGCGGUGCAUCAGAAGGAGUUGGAACAACAUUUUCCUCAGGAAGGAUGGGUCGAACAGGAUCCAAAUAUGAUCUUAGAAGUUGUUAUCACUUGCAUAACAAAAGCUGUAGAGCAACUUGUCGCCUUAGGCGGUAAUCCCAAGGAUAUAAUAGCCGUCGGUGUAACAAACCAACGUGAGACAACAAUAGUAUGGGAUAAGUAUACGGGGAAACCUCUCCAUAAUGCCAUAGUAUGGUUGGACAUGAGAACUUCAUCAACUAUUGACAAACUACUGGACUUGGUCCCCAAUAAAACGAGAAAUAAAAAUUAUUUAAAGCCAUUAUGUGGUCUACCGAUGUCACCGUACUUCAGCGCUGUUAAGUUAAGAUGGCUGAGCGACAACGUGGAUGCUGUGAAGCAGGCCAUGAAGAAGGGAUCGUGCUGCUUUGGUACCGUCGAUACUUGGAUUAUAUGGAAUUUGACAGGGGGUGUCAACGGGGGUAAGCACGUGACAGACGUGACGAAUGCCUCUCGAACAAUGCUCAUGAACAUUGAAAGUUUGAAAUGGGAUCCGGUUUUGAUUAAUUUUUUUGAAGUGCCUUUGUCUGUGCUACCGGAAAUAAAGUCUAGUUCUGAAAUCUAUGGCUACAUAGCCGAUGGACCUCUCCAGAGUGUACCGAUAUCGGGAUGUCUCGGAGACCAGCAGGCGGCUUUAGUGGGCCAGAUGUGUCUAAAUCAAGGUCAAGCAAAGGCAACGUAUGGUACCGGUUGUUUUGUGUUGUAUAACACCGGUGAUAUCAGAGUUAACUCAAGUAGAGGCCUGCUAACUACCGUCGCCUAUCAGUUGGGUAGUAGGAAUCCAGCGUGUUACGCUUUGGAAGGCUCUGUCGCGAUAGCGGGUGCAGCGCUUGGUUGGCUUAAAGAUAACAUUGGACUGUUGGAAAAUACUAAGGAUUCACAGGAAAUAGCAGAAAGUGCGACUGAAAACGGAAGUGUCGUCUUUGUUCCCGCCUUUAGUGGAUUGUACGCGCCAUAUUGGAGGCAGGACGCUAGGGGUGUCAUCUGUGGUAUAACGGAAGAUACGAAUUCCAAUCACAUAGUGAAGGCGGCCUUGGAGGCCGUCUGCUUUCAAGUGAAAGACAUAUUGGACGCUAUGAAUGAGGAUUGCGGGAUACCUUUACAGAUACUGAAGGUCGACGGCGGUAUGACGUCAAAUGAAUUCGUACUGCAAAUACAAGCGGACUUGAUAGGUAUUAACGUUAUAAAGGCAGGUUUUACUGAAAGUACCGCUUUAGGCGCUGCGUUAGUAGCAUACUGGGCCCUAGAUUCAAACAGACAGGCCUCCCAAAUCGAUAUGACCCCCGGGAUCACUUACAAGCCCAGGAUAUCUGAUGAUGAAAGGGAUAUGAGAUAUAAGCAUUGGAAAAUGGCGGUGGAGAGGUCUUUAGGCUGGGAACAGACCUAAAAAUUAUUUUUACUCUGUUACAUUUUUUUGUAAAUAAAAAUCGGGUUUUUAUUUUACUA
Molecule: messenger RNA, 1758 nt
Organism: Melitaea cinxia (Glanville fritillary)
Lineage: Eukaryota; Metazoa; Arthropoda; Insecta; Lepidoptera; Nymphalidae
Gene: Gk1
Product: glycerol kinase
Exons: 8
Coding region: 155-1699 (514 amino acids)
Biological process (GO): glycerol metabolic process; glycerol-3-phosphate biosynthetic process; triglyceride metabolic process
Cellular component (GO): mitochondrion
Molecular function (GO): glycerol kinase activity
Source: RefSeq, a predicted model, not a curated record